AUGACUAAGGACCUAGUGAUAAAGAAGGAAAGUAAUAAUAGUCCAAGGGAAACUGAUCCUGAACCUCAGGGCUCUGGAGGUGGGCAGGACAACCACCGCUUCUUCUUGAAGAAGUCACCCAAUAUUGUGGCUGACCACCUGUCACCUUCAAACCAUUCCCAUCUGCCUGUUAUGAAUAGAUCCAAUGGGCAGGUGCCAUUCCACUCCGGAGAUGCCCAUCAGCACCCAAAAUGCAGCCACUGCCACUGCAACCACCAUGAAGACAAAGCAAAUUACAGCAUCCCACAGCUGCCAGGCCAUGAAGAAAGUGGAACUCUGUGUUCUCAUCAGUCUACUGGAAAUGAUUCUUCAGACAUUUGCCAUCAGACCACUGAAUGUCUUUGGAACCACUGGGCGGAUGAUCAGAGGAGAGUGCAGACAGCACAGCACCAUGUUGUCACUGUGAGACAUGAUAAAGGGUUUAGGAUACCAAAAAGCUAUUCUCAAAUGAUCACAGACUGGCCGCUGCCCAUCCUGAUAGUCUGCCUGCUCCUCAUGCUUGUGUGUACUCUGGCAGCGCUUCUUGUUGGACAGAUGCCUGACUUUUCCGAGCCUUUGAUGGGGUUUGAGUCAAGAGAUACAGAUAUUGGAAGAAAAUUAACAACCUGGAAAAAUAUGCAAAGUAACACAGGUUUUAAGAAAACCCUCUCAAUUUAUCCUCAUGGUGACAAAAGCAGUUUGGAUGACCUAGACUUCAACAAAAGGAACGGGAACGAGGAGCUGUUCCAAGUCAGAAGAGAGCCAAGAUAUCGCAGGAUGGUCGAGCAAGAAGAUGGAGUAGAUGGCUUUUUCUGUGGUGCUCCAGCAAAAAGCUAUUCGCAGCUUGUGUUUAUGUCCAAGACAGCUGGGAGUCUGUGGAACCUACAAGCGAUUCAGUCUAUGUGUCGCAUGGAAAUAGAAAAGAUUCGCUCUCACCCCACAUUUGCAGAUCUCUGUGUGCGAAGUGACACAAAGGAAUGCUGCCCAAGCUGGUCUAUUGGUAACUACAUAGCUGUCUUGUACAAUCGAUCUUCGUGCAUGGAAAUCACUCAUACUGAUAUCUCUCAUACUCUGGCUCUCUUGCGCUCCUGUGCCCCAGACUACCAUAGAGGCUUACUUACCCCUGCCUGUAUAGGCUCAAGGUCAGAGAGGGAAAAGCAUUCUCAGUGUGCCAAGGUGCCUGAAAAGUGCACACGUUCCAGUGCAGUAUAUCAGAUGCUUCAUUUCUUGGUUGAUAAAGACUUUCUGAGCCCACAGACAACUAAUUAUCAGGUCCCAUCUCUAAAAUACAGCCUGUUGUUUUUACCAGCCAAAAAAGGAUCAUCCAUGAUGAACAUCUACCUUGACAAUCUGGAAUCAUGGGAUCUGUUUGAUAAUUACACAGCUAUUACUGGAAUGGACUUGGGUUUAAAACAAAGACUUUUACAACAUUACCUUGUUUUGGAUACUGUGUAUCCAGUACUAGCGAUAUUAGCUAUUUUUCUAAGUAUGUCUUUAUAUCUACGUUCAUUUUUUAUCACCUUUAUGGUUUUUAUGUCUGUGGUUGGCACAUUAAUGAUUUCUUUCUUCUUGUACAAGCUGGCCUUCAGAUUGACUUUCUUCCCUUUUGUUAACCUGAUUGCAAUUAUUAUUCUUAGUAGUAUCUGUGCCAAUCAUGCAUUUGUCUUCUUUGACUUGUGGAACCUAAGCAAGGCGCAGAACUCUGCAGCCGGAAUGCAGCAGUGGCUGAGCCAAACUAUGCACCACUUUGGGUAUCUCAUGAUAGUAACUUGCUUUACAACUGCAGCUGCUUUCUAUGCUAGCUAUAUGAGCAGUAUUACCUCUAUCCGUUGCUUUGCCAUCUUCAUGGGCACAUCUAUAUUAGUCAACAUGAUAUUUAUGAUAACUUGGCUCCCAGCCUCCUUUAUCCUAUAUGAACGCUAUAUAACAGUCAAUUGCAUUUAUAAAUCAGAAGACUAUUGGAACAGUAAUGGACACAAGCGUAUUUUGCUCUCUCUUUACCAAAAGUUUGGAAGUAUUCAGAGGACCAUGUCUGAAACCUCAAAACUGUUCUUUGAGAAGCUUCUCCCAUGUGGAGUAAUCAAAUUCCGGUACAUAUGGAUUUGCUGGUUUGCUGCCUUGUCAGCUGGGGGAGCAUAUAUUUCAUGCAUGAGUCCUAAACUCAAGUUGCCAUCUUCUGAGGUAUCAUCACUUCAAGUGUUUCGUCUUAGCCACACUUUUGAGAGGUAUGAUGCUGAAUAUUGUCAUCAGUUCAUGUUUGAAAGAUUAGAGCAUGGAGAAGGGCAGCACAUGCCAAUUACACUUGUAUGGGGUAUUAUGCCGAUGGAUAAUGGAGACCAUCUUAAUCCAAAGACUAAUGGGACACUUGUUACUGAUGCUACAUUUACGAUACGAAAUGCAGAGGAUCAAAAGUGGCUUAUGGACCUUUGUCAAAAAGUGAGAAACCAGAGCUUUUACUAUUCUGAUCAAGAAAAUAAACCAAACAUCUGUUUUAUGGAAGAUUUUCACAGAUGGAUGGAAAGUCGACAAUGCUCACAGAGUGAUCAAAACCUGAACCUUUGUUGUAAUCAUUUUUCAUUCCCUUAUAGGAGUGACCUGCUGCUUCACUGCAUAAAAAUGAUGGUUAGAGAGCAAGGUGGAGAUGAGCCUCAAGCUUUAGACAUUGGUCCUAGAUUUGAUAUAGAAGGUAACUUAGUUGCUCUGGUGCUUGAAUUUCAGACAGUAUAUCACUAUAGCUUUAAUUACAGCAAAACCAGGAAAUUCUACAACACAUUAAACCAGUGGCUGGCAAAUGAAAUAAAAAAUGCACCACCAGGACUUAAAAAUGGGUGGUUUACAAGCAACCUCUCUUUAUAUAACCUGCAGCACAGUCUGAGCACUGAGAUGAUGAUGGUAACUGGCUUUUCCAUUGCCAUUUGUUUUGUAAUUUUGCUGCUUACCACUUGGAAUGUGUUGCUCAGUUUAUUUGCUGUCACAGCUAUUGGGGGAUCAGUUCUGGUUACAGUUGGACUUUUGGUGCUUUUGGAAUGGCAGCUGAAUGUGGUGGAAUCCCUAUUCAUUUCAUCAGCCGUAGGUCUGUCUGUUGAUUUCACUGUAAAUUACUGCAUUUCAUACCACCUGUGCCCACAUUCUGAUCGCCUAAGCCGUGUGGCAUUCUCUUUAAAGCAAAUGAGUUGUAGUACAGCCAUGGGAGCCUCCACAAUGUUUUCUGCUGGGGUUAUAAUGUUACCUGCAACAGUAUUGGCUUAUAGGAAAUUAGGCAUUUUCAUUAUGAUGAUCAAAUGCAUCAGUUGUGGAUUUGCAAGCUUCUUUUUUCAUUCAUUGUGCUGUUUCUUCGGUCCAGAGAAGAACUGUGGGCAGAUAAUGUGUCCCUGUAACUAUAUCUCAAAAGAAUAUCCAAUUGAUCAGCGGUCAAAUGGCACUUUCACUUGUGGUGGGAAUGAGAAACAAUGUAGGUUGAGAAAAGUACAGGAAUCUAAUAUAGAAAAUGAGCAGUAUGAACUUCAGCCACUAGCAAGGAACCUCAGUGACAGCUUUGAUAAUAGUACUUCUACUAGUAAACUUUCCAAACGGCCUUCUGUUCUAUCAGAGGACAUUCAACUUUCAAACAAUAAAUGCCCUAAGCUGGGACUACAACACAAACAAGAAUCUCAGGACUUGCAAGAAAAUGCUACUGACCAUAAAGUUUUUAGCCAAUGUCCUGCUUUGCAAACCUCUUCACCCUACAGGCAAAGUAGCUUUGGGAUGGAUGGAGACUUGGACAACAAGGUUGAUAGAAAUUGCAUUUGUCAGACAAUUGGCAGCAAGGCAUGGAACUGUUCAGUAGUUAACAAAGCUCAUGUGCAUAACAUACAAGAUGAGACUGAGCACGAUAGCCCAAAAAACUCUAGUCAAGAACUGCUUUACUCCCCAAAUAAAAGUAUCCAUAUGUAUGAAUAUUCUAGGUGCCUUUGUUCCAUGGGUAGUUCCAUUGAUGCCCUUGAUUCAAAUGAAACCUGCCUUAGUGACUGUGACCAGGCCUCUAAGUUAGCUGAGUCCACACGCUGCUCCCCUGAUUUGAUUGAUGCUCCAGAUUCUCCGGGUCAACAUGAGAGAGGUCAUUUGAAUGGUAAAAGGGAAACACUAAAGCUUGCAUUGAGGGAAACUGUGUUUGACUCUCCAACUAUGUCAAAACAGACAAGCUCAUCAUGGAAAAUCCAGUUAAGUCAAGAUGAUGAAAACCCUGUAGUUCUACCGAACAGCAAACCAGAUCUCCCUGAUGUUUGGAUAAAGAGAUCUAGAGAACAAAAUGCUGGAUAUAUCAGUUAA
Bombina bombina (fire-bellied toad) is the source of this 4326-nucleotide messenger RNA. RefSeq names its product dispatched RND transporter family member 2 (gene DISP2). The transcript is spliced from 8 exons. Bases 1 to 4326 code for a protein of 1441 amino acids. NCBI's taxonomy places the organism in Eukaryota, Metazoa, Chordata, Amphibia, Anura, Bombinatoridae. The record is from RefSeq and is a predicted model, not a curated record.